Messenger RNA from Linepithema humile (Argentine ant), 6425 nucleotides. It is a transcript of the gene AspRS-m, whose product is annotated as aspartyl-tRNA synthetase, mitochondrial. Gene Ontology annotation, molecular function: nucleic acid binding; ATP binding; aspartate-tRNA ligase activity. Gene Ontology annotation, cellular component: cytoplasm. The record is from RefSeq and is a predicted model, not a curated record. NCBI's taxonomy places the organism in Eukaryota, Metazoa, Arthropoda, Insecta, Hymenoptera, Formicidae. Gene Ontology annotation, biological process: aspartyl-tRNA aminoacylation.
AAAAGGUCAGUGUAAGAGUUUACAUUUCGUUCUCUAUCAGCCGAAGAUAAAAAGCAUAAUAAUUUUGCAGUGAUGAAUAAAUGAUUAUAAUUGAAAUAAAAUAUAUAAGAGGUUAAAUAUUUUUUGAAGAACUUUUAUAAUAAUUUUAAUAAUUCGUGCAAAAUGUUUAGCAAUAGAAUUGUUCUUAAUUGUAUAACGAGAUACCAUAUGUGGCGAAUGAUAAAAAACUUAUGUAAAAUAAAUAUUCAAACUCCAAUCUCUGUUUAUGUACACAAUUUAGUUGAUAAGCCAGCAUCAAAAGAAAUAGUUUUGCCAGUUAAUAGAUAUGUUUUAAGAACACACACAUGUGGUGAACUAACACUUAAAAAUCUUGGAGAGAAAGUAAAAUUAAGUGGCUGGAUAGAAUUUCAGAGAAUGGGAAAAUUUAUAAUCUUAAGAGAUUCCUAUGGAUCAACACAAUUACUCAUAUCAGAAGAUAGAAAGGAUUUGAUAGAAUCAACACAAAAUUUAUCUCAUGAAAGUGUGUUAAGCAUAGUAGGGAAAGUUAUAUCAAGGCCUGAUGGUCAACAGAAUAAAGUAAUGAAGACUGGUGAUAUAGAAGUAUAUGUAGAAUCUUUGGAGAUUUUAAAUAUAGCAUCACGGAAUCUUCCAAUAUUUAUUAGAGAAUUUAACAAGGCAAAGGAGAGUCAGCAAAUGAAGUACAGAUACCUUUCAUUGAGAUAUCCUGAAUUGCAAAGAAACUUAAGAAUGCGUUCUUCCCUUAUAAUGAAGAUGAGAGAAUUUCUAAUCAAUGAGUGCAGUUUUGUGGAUAUUGAGACACCGACACUUUUUAAAAGUACACCAGGAGGUGCACAGGAAUUUAUAGUGCCCACGAGACAACCAGAUAACUUUUAUUCACUAGUACAGAGUCCUCAACAAUUUAAGCAGCUUCUUAUGAUAGGCGGCUUUGAUAGAUACUUUCAAGUUGCUCGGUGUUACAGAGAUGAAACUGCCAGACAUGAUAGACAGCCAGAAUUUACACAGUUAGAUAUUGAAAUGUCAUUUGUUGAUCGGGACGGAGUAAUGAAUUUAAUUGAAAAUUUGUUGAUGUACUCGUGGCCGGAAGAAUUCGGUUCUAUAAAUGUGCCUUUUAAACUAAUGGAUUACGAAGAUGCAAUGGAAUUGUAUGGAACAGAUCAACCAGACUUGAGAAUACCUUAUCGAAUACAAAAUCUUACACACAUCGUUGAUCCGCCAAUUUUAACUGAGACCACAAAACUCGAGGAUGAUAAACAAAAGGUGUAUGCUUUAGUUUUUCCAAAUAAAUCAAAACACUUAACAAAAUCAAUCAGAGAUAACUUUUCCAAGAUCCGUAAUGACUAUUUUGAUACUACAAAGCUAAUUCAAUUCAAAAUUGAGAGCAAUUCAUGGAGAGCACAAUUGAAUAAAGUAUUUCCACAAAAUGUAGUAGAAAAUAUAUCACAGUAUUGCAAAUUGCAGGAAGGAGAUGCGGUAUUAUUAACAAUUGGACGUCGAUUUGACGCGUUGCAACUCUUAGGAAAGUUACGUGUCGAAUUUACAAAUAUAUUAGAAGCUAAAGGUGAACAAAUACGUUCGUCUAAAAAUGAAUUUUUAUGGAUCACGGACUUUCCAUUAUUCACGCAUAAGGAAAAAUUGGAAUCGACGCAUCAUCCGUUUACACAACCUCAUCCAGAUGACAUGGAAUAUCUUACGACUGAUCCUCUAAAGGUGAGAGGCUUGCAUUAUGAUUUAGUUAUGAAUGGGUCAGAAAUUGCGGGAGGUUCCAUUCGAAUCCAUGAUGCCAAUCUACAAAGACAAAUAUUGAAGAUGUUGGACAUAGAUGAAACAAAAUUAUCACACAUGCUCGAGGCUUUAACGUACGGAGCUCCACCUCACGGUGGGAUAGCCAUAGGAUUAGAUCGUCUCGUUUGCUUGCUUUGCAAUGCGAAAAACAUAAGAAGCGUUAUAGCUUUUCCGAAGACGAUGGAAGGACGAGACCUAAUGUCCGGAGCACCAGACGUCAUCUCAGAUGAGCUGAAGACAUUGUAUCACAUACAAACAGUGAAGAAAUGAAGUAUUAUUAAGUUUUUUUUCAUGAUACACAGUAAAAUGUAAUCAAGCCGAUUGCAUUUAUAUAUACAUGAGGAUCUCAUUCUUCGUUUAACGUCCGAGAUUGUGCGUGUAUAAAAGAAAUGUAAAACUACGAUUAAUUGACACUUUGUAUCGUCAUUAUUUAUAUUUUUAUCAGUGUAAUUAUUACACAAACUGAAGAGAUAUCGGAAGCACACAGCUGUGAUCUGUAAGCCAGAGUAAAUAAAAUAAAAUGUAAAAUGGAUGUACAAAAAAAGUUUUAUUCUUUCAAUAAACUCUCGUGCAUUCAAUCAAAAUAGUUCUACAGAAAAAUAAAAAAUACAAUUUACCUGCGCGCUAAGCUAUCGAGGUGAUUUUAUUUUCAAGAAGGAUCUAAAAAAGGUAAAACACUCUUUUCUGUACACUUUUUAAGAAUCCUCCUUUUAUCAAUUGAAAUUUUCAACCUAACAAAUCUCCUAACAAAUAUGUUGAUAUGUCGUGACUAUCAACUGUUGGCGGACGAAAAUUUACAUCGCUGUUUUUCACAUAUAUAUAUGUGUGUAUAUAUACUUACGUAUAAGUACAUAUGUGUGUGUGAGUGUGUGUAUGUGUGUGUGUAGAAACAGCCCAGAGUGUAUUUGGAACGGUGAUAUAUUGAUUAACAAAAUGUCGUUAAUGAAAUAUCUAUACAGUUUACGAUGCGUCAAAUUUAUUGGUUAAAAUUGUUAAAAGAACCCAUGAAUCAAGAUAAACGAAUCUAUUCGAUCAAAUCUUUUGCAAUUCUUAAUGUAAAAAAUUAUGAAACUGUAAAUCUGUAAUCAACUGUACAUACGUGCGUUACAAUUAUGGUUUGUUAAUUGAAAUAAUAGGCUGGAUCGAGUUGACAAAUAACUCUCGUAAAUUCUGCAAAUCCUUGUACAAUCGAAAUUCCGUUUCAGUGCCGCAACAAAAGAAGUGCUAUGUUCUUUAAUCUUUUUUUUGCGUAUGCUUUAGACAGAGAUACACAUACACCGUUUCAUUAAUUAUACUGUGCGGAUUAUUUUGGAAUCGCUCCAAUUACAGCGCGACACGUCUUGUGUCGUCGUAUGUUCUUAGUAUUCUAAAAUGCAUGCAGCUUGUACCAAUCGGUACCGAUCGCGCGACGAAACUCCUCAAGAGUCAAGAUCAAUAACGAGCGUGGGCCUUCGAUGUUUCGUCUACUUCGGCUAUUGAAAAGAAUUCGUACGAAGACUUAACGUAGGAACUUAAAAGAAUCACAAAAUCCGUCAUUUCCUUUUUUUCUCUCCCUCUCUUUCUCUCUAUUACAAGGUACUAUACUUUUUGAAUGCGGCAAAAGAUGAGUUGCAUUAACGAAUUGUCACUCUUUCUGGUGGCUUUGCUAGAUUUAAUCUUGCUCGCUUGCAUGAUACAUACAGGGUGUCCCGCAUCACACGGUAACAGCACGUUCCUGAAAUCAUUUUGAAAAUUUGUAAUGUCAACAUGUCGAGGCUACAAUAGCUUUUAAAUAAGAAACGUUUAGAGUUGACCAAGCACGGUAUACAAUAAUGAGGAUGUCUUCAGAUAUCGUAUUUUUUUUUUUUUUUUUCUUUAUCGUACCUGAGUGCGCGCGAAUUCGGAGCAACUGGAUUGAUCAACUUUAAGUGCUUCUCAUUUAAGAACUAUUGUAGUCUCAACAUUUUGGCACUUCAAAAUGAUCUGAAAAGUGUGCCAUCGCGGUUAGCGCGGGACACCCUGUAUACUUUUUUUAAAUGAAACUCGCUCUCUAAAUCCCUAUGUUAAAUGGCCGUAUGAAUCGACGAUUGUAAUCGGAGGGGCGUAAUCACGUUGGAAUUUUACUAAACUUACAACUCUGGCGCAUAAUACUCGCCAGAUUUCGAAGCAAGCUAUCGUUUAUGGAACACGAUAUACUAUUUUACACAACGACAACGUAUGUAUCACGCGAGUCACAUCCUGCAUCCAUUCAACUCGAUCACCUUGUGAUUCAUCGCGAACUUACUCGGCGAACAUAACUGUGUAAGAACUAUUGAAAGCUUUUCGGCUUUCAGUGUAUAUACAUGAGGUGCUUCACGUCUCUUUAGUUGACACGACCUUCUUUUGCAACUUGUACGAAACGAGAGAACGCUUACGCCCCUGGCCGACUCUUCCUUUUUUUUUUCUCCCGUGCAGCAAAAGAACGCGUUCGGGCGAGACGCGAUCAUUAGUGAAUUCGAUCGCCAUCGAAGCAACUUUCGUCUACUUUCGUUUCUCUUUUCUUGCAAGUUCUAAUUACCGUGACUUGUCAGGAUAUAUACAGGAUAUAUAAUUUGCCAUACGUGUCCGUUUCUCUUAUCCCGAAGAAGGGAACACAGUGUUUUGUGUUUCUGCUAGAUUAACGAUUACACUUCGUCGUAGGUUGUCGAUUGAUCACUACCUGGUCCAUUCGCUGAUCGAGUAAAACUUGAAAUCCACGGUUUAAUUUCUACACUUAGUGUAGUAGCAAUAGUAAUAGUCGUCGUGGCAAUAUUACAGUCGAUCGCUCGAUUUUAAGGGCUUUCAAAAGUUUGAAAUCGAACGGAAUUGAAGGCGCGGGCCCGUUGGCUGGACACUCGCUCGGUUGGCUGGCAGUAUGACGUGCGUCAAAUUGUGUUUAAUCUAAAUACGUGGAUCGUUCGAGAUGAUUGAUCUUCAACCCUUUCGCCGCGCAGCGGCCGCACACAAGACAUACAAGUGGAUAAAAGAUAUAACGAUGCGAUAUAUUUUUUAUUCUGACGCCGUAAUAUUCAUUUAAGUAAUUCGUCGAAGGACCAAUUCGUGUCACGUGAAUAGCCGAUAAUUAGAAAUUAUAAUUUCAAUGCGAACGCUUUGCACACUCGUACAUUAGUUAUUAACUCGCGAGUGUUCGCGUUACAAAAAACAUGCCUUGCUUUAAAUUACAUAAUAAAUAUUUGUACUUUUUAGUAUACACAUCUUUUUUUUUUUUGAUAUACAUUAAAUACAUAAUAUAUUCUAUAUAUAUAUAGAAAAUUAUAAAUAGAGGCAGGUAAAGUUACUCAUAAGACGAAUCUUUUUAUAAACAUCACGUGAGAAAUCAAUCCUGAAUUUAUUAAACACUCGUAGCGUGAACACUCAGGGCUUAAAACUCGGUUGGUCGAAACUAUGCAGCUAAAGGGUCGAAGUCCUUUGUACGCUCCUCUUUCUAAUAGUUUCCUCUUCACAAAAGUGUCAUGCGAGAGUUCAACUCGCGCGAAUUCGCAAAUAUACGCCCUAUCAAAGUAAUUGUUUUUACGCACACUGUGUCGCCGUUAUAAAAAAUACUAUUUUACAGCGCAGGAGGCAGGCUCUCGUCCAUACAAAUCGUUCAUACAGAUAGACAUCGUAAGGGACACGCACGAAUAUACGUAUACAAACAUAUAUAAUCAUCCGCGUAGAAUGCUACCGUAAUCGCUCGCUCGCUCGCUCGCUCGCUCGCUCGUUCGCAGAUACACACAUACAUACAUUAUCAAAUAAAAUAUCAUAAAUCGUACGCUCUUGCACAAAAUACGUUCAACGGAGACGUCUAGAAACUCUACAGAAAAUAAUGGAUACUACCAUAUGUACAUACACGAAAGAAUUGAGACAGGAGCGGGCGAUCGAAUAGAUCGAGCAAUGGAUCGCGACAUCACCAACGAAGGGGAAAUGCGGAAAGUUAGAAAUUUCCGUUAAAAAAAAUGGAGGCACCGAAUAUCCAACUGUCUAUCCAACAAAAUAGCUCAACGUAACAGAUUUGUUUCGAACAAUUUGUAACACUUUUGCUUGGCCGUGUAGCGGUUUCUUUUUCUUUCUUAAUGUGACUGAACAAACAAAACUCGCCUAUUCGUCCGCUCUGCAUUCUCAUUCGCUUUGCGGAAGCAGGAUACCACGUCGCGUACAAACGUCAAGUAGUACUGGAUUAAGAUCGUGAGAUAUAAUUAAAUAAAAAUUUAAAAGAAAAACCGCGCUUCCUACCAAAUAUCGAAUAUGUUUCCUAUCCGGCCCGCCGGUUCCACGCAUGUAGAUUAAAAACGAUACCGAUUCUACGACAGACGUAUGGUGAACGCGAGAGUUUGUUUGCCGACAAUUACAUUAUGUCCACGGCGGAUACGCAUCGCGAGUGACGCAACGCUUUAUCGCGCGGAGGUCCGUAAAAAACGUCCGACCUUUUUUUUUCCUUUAUCGCCGAUCGAGGAGUCGCGCCAAUGAGAUAUAAACAGAUUUAUAUUACGCGUUAUAAAUAAGCUCGAUCGCUCUUAUUUUUUUUUUUUUCUUGCACCGACGCAUAUCUGGUACACCUUCGAUAGCGACGACACGACGAGGAUAAUCAAGAUCACCGUCCACCGAUCAACAUCUACAGGUAGAAA